AUGACUUCUAGCUUCUUCUGUAUUCUUCUCACUGUUUCUUGUUUAGUCGCCUUGGUUUCGAUUUCUGAAGCAUGCUUCGCUUCUGGAAUCUGUGGAGGAGGAUGCCCUCCACCACCACCACCAAUGUGCUCGGGAGGAUGUGGUGGUGGAUAUUCAUGUGGAUCUUAUGGAUGCUAUAGAGCCAGAGCCAGAGGAUCCAAAACUCUCUCUUUCAAGAAGAAGAGCGAAAUGACACCAGAUGAGCGUUUCAUGAGAUGCUGUGAGGAGCGUAACCUUCCAGACUCCUGCCUCUCAAAGUGCUCGUACCGUUCUUACACCAAAUCAGCUCUCCAAGCCAUGUACUUCAAACAGGACUCUUGCCCGAUGCAAGCUGCUGCUGAUAUUCAAUACUGUGCUGCUCAAGGAGAAGAUCAUACCGCAUGUUGUGAAAGAAACGCCGUCGGAACUACUUUGGCUGGACAGAAGUGCUUCACAUUCUGUGAUCAACGUCCUGGUAACGUGACUCAACUUGACAUGAGCUACUUGGCAUGCUACGAUCGUUUUGAAAACAUGAAGGCUUGUUUCUACCAGAAGGCUGCCGAAUCCGCUGAAGUCUCUUUCAACAACGAUCGCGAAUUUGCCGUUGACACCGAAACCGCCGAAUUUCGUCGUCCAACUCAAGAGUUCAGAGCUCCAGCAUCUCCACAACUUCCACAGAAUCCACUGUUCGUCAAUGUUCAAAACUUGCUCGCCAGAACUUUCGGACAAUAA
Molecule: messenger RNA, 750 nt
Organism: Caenorhabditis briggsae
Lineage: Eukaryota; Metazoa; Nematoda; Chromadorea; Rhabditida; Rhabditidae
Exons: 3
Coding region: 1-750 (249 amino acids)
Source: RefSeq, a predicted model, not a curated record